Molecule: messenger RNA, 4582 nt
Organism: Fukomys damarensis (Damara mole-rat)
Lineage: Eukaryota; Metazoa; Chordata; Mammalia; Rodentia; Bathyergidae
Gene: Lmtk3
Product: lemur tyrosine kinase 3
Exons: 13
Coding region: 16-2847 (943 amino acids)
Biological process (GO): protein phosphorylation
Molecular function (GO): ATP binding; protein kinase activity
Source: RefSeq, a predicted model, not a curated record
CCAAAACUGACCAGGAUGGGAGGGGCACGGAGUACCGAAGCCAGGGACUUGAAGCCCGGACUCCAGCCCAGCCUUGUGCCCACAGAUGGAGUCGCCUUAGGCCGGGCCCCUCUGGCCCCUCCCUACGCUGUGGUCCUCAUUUCCUGCUCUGGCCUAUUGGCUUUCAUCUUCCUCCUCCUCACCUGUUUGUGCUGCAAAAGGGGUGAUGUCGGUUUCAAGGAGUUUGAGAACCCUGAAGGGGAGGACUGCUCCGGGGAGUACACGCCCCCUGCGGAGGAGACCUCCUCCUCGCAGUCCCUGCCGGAUGUCUACAUCCUCCCGCUGGCGGAGGUCUCCCUGCCAAUGCCUGCCCCGCAGCCUUCGCACUCAGACAUGACCACCCCCCUGGGCCUUAGCCGACAGCACCUCAGCUACCUACAAGAGAUCGGGAGUGGCUGGUUUGGGAAGGUGAUCCUGGGAGAGAUCUUCUCCGACUACACCCCGGCGCAGGUGGUGGUGAAGGAGCUCCGGGCCAGCGCCGGGCCCCUGGAGCAGCGAAAGUUCAUCUCGGAAGCACAGCCGUACAGGAGCCUGCAGCACCCCAAUGUCCUCCAGUGCCUAGGCCUGUGUGUGGAGACGCUGCCUUUUCUGCUGAUUAUGGAGUUCUGCCAGCUGGGGGACCUGAAGCGGUACCUCCGGGCCCAGCGGCCCCCCGAGGGCCUGUCCCCUGAACUGCCCCCACGCGACCUUCGGACACUGCAGAGGAUGGGCCUGGAGAUCGCCCGGGGGCUGGCACACUUGCACUCGCACAACUACGUGCACAGCGACCUGGCCCUGCGUAACUGCCUGCUGACUUCUGACCUCACGGUGCGCAUCGGAGACUAUGGGCUGGCCCACAGCAACUACAAGGAGGAUUACUACCUGACCCCGGAGCGCCUGUGGAUCCCGCUGCGCUGGGCAGCGCCCGAGCUCCUCGGGGAACUGCACGGCACCUUCAUGGUGGUGGACCAGAGCCGCGAGAGCAACAUCUGGUCUUUGGGGGUGACGCUGUGGGAACUGUUUGAGUUUGGGGCACAGCCCUACCGCCACCUUUCAGACGAAGAGGUCCUUGCCUUUGUUGUCCGUCAGCAGCACGUCAAGCUGGCCCGGCCGAGACUCAAGCUGCCCUACGCAGACUACUGGUAUGACAUCCUGCAGUCCUGCUGGCGGCCCCCUGCCCAGCGCCCCUCGGCCUCUGAUCUCCAGCUGCAGCUCACCUACCUGCUCUCUGAGCGCCCACCCAGGCCCCCACCUCCACCACCCCCGCCCCGAGAUGCGGCGCCCCCAGCCCCCCAUGCCAACCCCUCCAACCCUUUCUACGAGGCGCUGUCCACACCCAGCGUGUUGCCGGUCAUCAGCGCCCGCAGCCCCUCGGUCAGCAGCGAGUACUACAUCCGCCUCGAGGAGCAUGGCUCUCCACCAGAGCCCCUCUUCCCCAACGACUGGGACCCCUUGGACCCAGGCAUGCCUGCUGCUCAAGCCCCCCAGGCCCCCUCCGAGGUCCCUCAGCUGGUGUCCGAGACCUGGGCCUCCCCCCUCUUCCCUGCGCCCCGGCCCUUCCCAGCCCAGUCCUCAGCAUCUGGCAGCUUCCUGCUGAGUGGCUGGGACCCCGAGGGCCGGGGCGCUGGGGAGACCCUGGCAGGAGACCCCGCCGAGGUUCUGGGGGAACGGGGAACUGCCCCGUGGGCCGAAGAGGAGGAGGAGGAGGAGGGCAGAAUUCUCUCCCAGUUCCCAGGUGGGGAGGCAGCCGAGGAGGAAGGGGUCCCUCGGCCUCGGGCUCCCCCCGAGCCACCCGACCCAGGAGCGCCCCGGCCACCCCCAGACCCGGGUCCCCGGGAGAAGCCAACCUUCGUAGUUCAAGUGAGCACCGAGCAGCUGCUGAUGUCCCUGCGAGAGGAUGUGACAAGGAACCUCCUAGGGGACAAGGGGGCGACACCCCGGGAAACAGGACUCAGGAAGGUGGGGAGAGGCCCCGGGAACAGAGAGAAAGUCCUGGGCGGCGGGAAGAAAGCCCCAAGCCUAAGCCUUCCCGUGAACGGGGUGACAGUGUUGGGGAACGGGCCCCAGAGAGCCCCGGACAUCGAGGAGAAGCCUGCAGAGAACGGGGGCCUGGGGUCCCCAGAGAGAGAAGUCAAAGUGCUGGCGAAUGGGGAGCUGACACCGCCAAGGAGGGAGGAGAAGGCUCUGGAGAAUGGGGAGCCGAGGUCCCCAGAGGCCGGGGAGAAGGUUCUGGCGAAUGGGGGGCCGAUACCCCCCGAGAUCGAGGAGACGGUCUCCGAGAAUGGGCUCCUGAGGUUCCCCAGGAACACGGAGAGGCCGACAGAGACUGGGCCUUGGAGAGCCCCAGGGCCCCGGGAGAAGACACCCGAGAGUGGGGAGCCAGUCCCCGAGACCCCGCCGGAGAGAGCCCCUGCGCCCAGCAAGGUGGCCUUGCCCCAGAACGGCUGGGAGACGGCCCCUGGUCCCCUUGGCCCAGCCCCCAAGACCGGGAUGCUGGACCCCGGGAUGGAGAGGAGAGCCCCCGAGGCUGGGAGGCUGGACCUCGGGAGGCCGGAGCCAGUGCCUCCGAGAGUCAGGCCGGAGGUGGCCCCCGAGGGAGAGCCUGGGGUCCCAGACAGCAGAGCCGUCGGAGACACGGCACCCAGCGGAGACGGGGGCCCCUCCAAGCCCGAGAGGAAGGGCCCCGAGAUGCCACGACUGUUCUUGGACUUGGGACCCCCACAGGGGAACAGCGAGCAGAUCAAAGGUGAGGAGGCCUGGGGAGGAGGGGGCCGGUGCCUUCUGGGGUGGGGUGGCAGUGGGGGUGCCAGUUCAGCAUGCCAAGGGUGACUGCAGACCCUGCGGCUGCACUGCCCAGGCACCAAUCCCAGCUCUCCCUUCCCCGCUCUGCAGUCUUGGGCAGAUGUGCUUGCUUCUCUGUGCCCCCGUUUCUCCCUCUGUGGCUCAGGCUGGCUGUGAGGGUUGAGUUAGGGCUCCCAGAUAUGUAGCCCAGGGCCCAAACCUCAGUCGGAGCUGCUGUUACUGAUGUGAUCCAUCUAGACCAGGCCUCCGGGAGUCAGACCCCAGAUGGUACCCGGAAAUGGUGCAGUGGCUCGAGGGACAUGGAGACUGGGGAGAAAGGGCCUUGUCUGCGGGGGCUGCCGCAUCCCAAGAAGACAUCCAGAGCUGCCAAGUUGGCUGCUUUUCCUUUUUAAAACCAGAGCUCUAGUCGCAACUAAUUCCAAAGGAGGAGGGUGGGCAGGGCUGCUGGCACGCGGUCUCCCCUUUAAAUUCCCCAGUGAGCCAGGGCGUCUGCCCGGCCUGCCACACUGCCAGCAGCAAGGUGCUGAGGGCCAGGAGGGUCAACAGCAUGGGAAGCGCUUUGCCACAGAGAAAUGGAGAGAGGGAUGGGCAGCCCUCUGCGGGAGGAAGCCUGACUUUCCUAAACAUCUGCGUGACAGUUACCAGUGCUGAUGACCUCCCAGCCACUCAGUUCCCACUGACCAGCAGGGCCUCAGGGCUGCAGCGGGGAAGUUUGUGACCAGCUCUGUCUGAAACGAUGCUGGGCAGCCUGGUGGUGUUAGCUGAUGAGCAGCCAGGAUAGCUCAGAAGCUUGGUCAGGUUGGGGCUACUGGGGAGAAGAGGCUGGGAAUGGCUUUUUUCCACCCGGCAAACUCCUAUUCAUCCUUCAAGACCUUACCCUACCCAAGUUCCCCCUUCCCUGGGAAGCCUGCCUGCUUUCUGAAGGCUGUCACCCUGUUCUCUCUGGGGACUGUGGGCACGCCUCUGCCCUCAUCAGUGAGGUGCAAAGCAGGGAAGGACUCAGCAAGGUGACUUCAGAGUGAAGUGAAGGAGAAGAGGUGUGAGCCAGGCAAGGCACCUGGGGCAGUGGUGUUGCAGGGAGAAGAAGCUGAGGUGGGCACUAGUUUGGCGUGUGCAGGGCACGGCCGCCCUUCUCCCUGCCCCCUCCCUUCAUCCCCACUGUCACCCCCCACAGGGCCUGGAAUCGCUGGCUCCUGUCCAUUUGCCAGUGAGAACAUAGACUCAGCGAGGGCGAGCGGGACGUGCUCGCCCAGGGACACAGCAAGGCGGGACAGGUUUGGGUUGGAAGCUAGCUGUCCUCCAGGGAACUGAGGUCCUUCGCUCUCUGCAGGCUGACACUGGAGAGCUGGGGCUGAGCAGGGCUCUGGAGAUGGUCAGAGGCCACAGCUUUGGCUCUAGAGGGCCAGCGAGGGGAAGCACUUGGCCAGGGUCACACGCAGCAGGGGACACCCCAUCACACCCACAGACCUGAGUGCUUCUGCAUGCUCAAGGGCGAGCCUGGGCUGGAGCCCUGUGCCUGCCCUGCUGGGAGAUCUCCAAGGGCUGGGAAGGCCCAGAACCCGAGGACCAGCAGGACUGAGUCAGAAAAGGGGCAUCGCAGAGGCUCCGAGGACAUGGCCGCACGAAGGCCAAGCCAAACUGAAGUGGGGGCAGGGACAGCGGUCAGCCAGGAGGGGCGGCCAGGCUGGUGGGCCGCCAGAGCCCGGGCUUCAGGCCCUGCGUCCUGGGGCGCGGUGGGGGGACGAAGCACCCACCCUGAAGG